CUUCUCAUCCGUCAUUCCUCUUCGAACACAUUAACUAUGGCUGGGUUUCGCUUUCUACACUUGAUUAGGCCAUUUAUGGCUGUACUGCCAGAGAUCGCUGCUCCAGAGCGCAAGGUCCCAUUUAGACAGAAGGUUCUUUGGACAGCUGUUACUCUCUUCAUCUUCUUGGUAUGCUCCCAAGUUCCUUUAUAUGGCAUUAUGUCAUCAGAUUCAUCAGAUCCUCUGUACUGGAUGCGUGCUAUUCUCGCAUCCAAUCGUGGAACUCUGAUGGAACUUGGCAUCACUCCUAUUGUCACAUCAGGCAUGUUCAUGCAGUUGCUGGCCGGCGCUAACUUGAUUGAAGUCGACUACAGUCUCAAGGAGGAUCGCUCUCUCUUCAAUGGCGCUCAGAAAUUGUUUGCAAUGUUGAUUGCUUUUGGCCAGGCCACUGUCUCGGUGAUGAAUGGAUUGUACGGACCUCCUUCGGAGUUGGGAGCCGGUAUCUGCCUGCUUUUGAUCCUCCAACUUGUUGUUGCUGGAGUGAUUGUUGUUCUUCUGGAUGAGCUCUUGCAAAAGGGCUAUGGUUUGGGCUCAGGUAUCUCGCUUUUCAUCGCCACCAAUGUUUGCGAGACCAUUCUCUGGAAGGCUCUUAGUCCUACCACUUAUAAUGUCGGUAAUGGUCCAGAGUUUGAGGGUGCUUUGAUUGCUCUUUUCCAUUUGCUGUUCAUUCGCUCUAACAAGUCCCGUGCUCUCAAGGAAGCUUUCUACCGCGAUAACUUACCCAAUGUUAUGAACCUAUUGGCUACCCUACUCAUCUUUGGAAUUGUCAUAUACCUUCAAGGCUUCCGUGUCGAGAUCCCUGUCAAGUCCUCCCGCUUCCGUGGACAGCGUGGAACCUACCCCAUCAAAUUGUUCUACACAUCUAACAUGCCCAUUAUGUUGCAGUCAGCCUUGACCUCCAACAUGUUUAUGAUUUCUCAAAUGGUUUACAAUCGCUUCCCCGAAAACAUCCUUGUCCGCAUUUUCGGCACAUGGUCUCCUUACCAAGGUACUAGCCAGAUGAUUGCCUCAGGAGGACUCGCCUAUUACAUGUCUCCUCCUCACAGUAUCACUGAAGCUCUUUUGGACCCUAUCCAUACGGUCGUUUAUGUCACUUUCAUGUUGACUGCCUGUGCCCUCUUGUCCAAGACCUGGAUUGAGGUCUCUGGUUCAUCUGCUCGUGAUGUCGCCAAACAACUCAAGGACCAAGGUAUGGUCAUGGCUGGUCAUCGUGAUGCCUCAAUGUACAAGGAGUUGAAGCGUGUCAUUCCUACUGCUGCUGCCUUUGGAGGCGCCGUUUUGGGCGCUGUCUCUGUCUUUGCUGACUUGAUUGGUGCCAUUGGAUCUGGAACGGGUAUUUUGCUUUGUACCACCAUUAUCUACCAGUAUUGGGAAAUGUUUGUUAAGGAGAGCAUCGAGAAUUCUGGUGAUGCUCUUGCUUUUUAAACGAUCAAAAGAAGUAUGAUGAAAAUGAUGGCGAUUAAUUAGACGCUUUAGUCGAUUUUAUACUGCUGUUUUUACCUUUGUCCC
Lobosporangium transversale is the source of this 1548-nucleotide messenger RNA. Its product is annotated as SecY protein. Bases 37 to 1464 code for a protein of 475 amino acids. Gene Ontology annotation, molecular function: transmembrane protein transporter activity; signal sequence receptor activity; ribosome binding. NCBI's taxonomy places the organism in Eukaryota, Fungi, Mortierellomycota, Mortierellomycetes, Mortierellales, Mortierellaceae. Gene Ontology annotation, biological process: SRP-dependent cotranslational protein targeting to membrane, translocation; post-translational protein targeting to membrane, translocation. The transcript is spliced from 4 exons. Gene Ontology annotation, cellular component: membrane; Sec61 translocon complex. The record is from RefSeq and is a predicted model, not a curated record.